AUGAGUAGAGUUGUAGUUACAGGGCUAGGGCUUAUUACUCCUCUAGGAGUUGGAGUUAAAAAGUCUUGGUCUAAUCUUCUCGCAAACAAAUCUGGCCUCAUCUCAACUAGUACAUUUCCUGAUUAUGAAUCUGCAGGCUGGUCAAGUAUUCCAUCGCAAGUUGUUGGUAAAAUUCCCGAGGGUUCUAUCGAAGAAGGAAAAUGGUCUGUAGGAGACCAUUUUGAGCAUGUUAGUGACUCUAGAAGAAUUGCUAGGUUUGCCCAGUAUGCAUUGGCUGCAACCCAAGAGGCAUUGACCGAUGCAAAUUGGUUCCCUAAGUCUGAUUUAGAUCAAACAGAUACGGGAGUUGCAGUGGGGAGCGGUAUAGGCUCGUUUGAUGACAGUUAUACUAAUGCUAUCAAUUUCCAUGAAAAGGGAUUCAAAAAAGUUCAACCUUUAUUCAUUCCCAGGUUACUAAGCAAUAUGGCUGCGGGAAACAUCUCUAUCAAGUACGGUAUUAGAGGUGUUAAUCAUUCUGUAUCUUCUGCAUGUGCUACAGGUUUACAUUCAAUAGGAGAUGCAUACAAUUUCAUUACUUUAGGACACUCCAAAGUUAUGAUAUGUGGAGGUACUGAAGCUUCAAUUAACCCUUUAGCACUUGCAGGCUUUGCAAGAGCCAAAUCAGUAGUAGUAGAUUCUAAUGAUCAACCGGAAUUGGCAAGUAGACCAUUUGAUGCUUCGAGGAGUGGAUUUGUCUUAUCUGAAGGAUGUGGAAUUGUAAUCUUAGAGGAAUUGGAACAUGCUUUGGCUAGAGGCUUGACUAAGGAUGAUAUAUACGCAGAGGUGUUAGGAUACGGCCUUUCAGGUGAUGCAAGUCACAUAACUGCCCCAUCUGAAGAUGGGAAUGGAGCCAGAAGAGCUAUGGAGAGUGCCAUAUCAAGAACUAAAGGGAAAGUUACCCCAAAUGACAUCGACUAUGUGAAUGCCCAUGCUACGUCUACGGUUUUGGGAGAUAAGGCAGAGAACCGGGCAUUCAAUGCGCUAUUUGAUACGAAUGAUAAAAUAUCUAUAUCGUCAACAAAGUCAUCUAUUGGUCAUUUAUUGGGUGCAGCAGGAGCUGUGGAGAGUAUUUUCACUAUCAAAUCUGUAAAGGAUAACAAAAUUCCUGCAACCUUAAAUUUAAAUAACGUAGGCGGACACGGUCAAGAUGAUAAAUCUGAAUUCGAAAGAUUCGACUAUGUGCCCAAUAACAGCAAAGAAAAGGAAGUGAAUUAUGCAUUAAAUAACUCCUUUGGUUUCGGAGGAGUCAAUAGCUCCUUAUGCUUUGGGAAAUACAAAGAAUAA
This is a messenger RNA of Dujonia railenensis, 1323 nucleotides long. The record is from the annotation of a GenBank genome assembly. NCBI's taxonomy places the organism in Eukaryota, Fungi, Ascomycota, Pichiomycetes, Serinales, Debaryomycetaceae.